GGAUUGGCUGAGGAGGGCAGGCUCUCUUUCUCUCUCGCCGGCUUCGCGUGCCGCCGCGUUCCCCUCAGAGAGAAGGAGGCGAAGGAGAGCCGGCUCCGCUCCUCCACCCGCCCCUUAUGCAUGAAGCAGGCCAGAGAAGCGCCGGGAUAUUGACGUGUCUCUCCGUCCGUCGUAACGUGUGGACGCAGCCUCCUCAGCCAGAGACACGAGUCGCGCCGGUUCUUCGUCAAAAUACUACUACUCCUAAUAAUCAUGCCUUCCUCCUCCUCCUCCAUUGAUUGAAGGAAGGAAGGAAGGAAGGAAAGAAGCGGAGGCUGAGGAGGAGCCUCUCCUCGCCGCGCUCUUUGGGGAGCAUCCUCCUCCUCCUCGUCCUGGGAGGGAAGAAGGAGGCGGCGAAGGCAGGGCGGUUGCCUCCCUCAGGCCCUCCCUCUUUCCCCGCAAGAGAAGGAGGAGGAGUGCGGCACCGCAUCGCCUCGCCGGCUCCGUUUAAAGCGCCUGGCUGAAGCAGCAGCGCAGCCGCAGCCAUGGAGGGGAAGCCGCUUCCUCCUCACUCCGGUUCGCCUCCGAGGCUGAAGCCCAGCAGGGAAGGAGGAAGCGCCGGGGCCGAGGAGGCCGGCGAAGGAGUGCUAGGUGGCGGCGAAGGCGACGGCGGCGUUUGUUUGGGGCGCCCGCUGGGUCCGACGCCCAGCCAGAGCCGCUUCCAGGUGGACCUUGUGGCCGAGAAAGCCGCCAAGGAGGAGGGGGAGGAUGGGCCGAGAGCCCCCUCGGAGGCGAAGGGCAGCGAGGAAGCCAAGGGCCGGUUCCGGGUGAACUUCGUGGACCCCUCCGCGGGCGACGAUGAAGGCGAGGAGGACGUGGCCCUGGAGGGCGGCAAUGUCAGCUUCCAGAACGGCGGCGACGGCGGGAGCCUGCACUCGGGCUCCUCCCACCCGCACUACUACUACGAUACUCACACCAACACCUACUACAUGCGCACCUUCGGCCACAACACCAUCGACGCCGUGCCCCGCAUAGACUACUACCGCCACACCGCCGCCGGCCUCGGGGAGAAGCUCAUCCGCCCCAGCCUCGCGGAGCUGCACGACGAGCUCGACAAGGAGCCAUUUGAGGAUGGAUUUGCAAAUGGAGAAGAAGGAACUCCUAGUGGAGAAGCUACUGCCACUUAUACUGCUGAUAGUAAAGGAAUUGUCAAAUUUGGUUGGAUUAAAGGUGUAUUGGUACGAUGUAUGUUGAAUAUCUGGGGUGUGAUGCUCUUCAUUCGACUGUCCUGGAUUGUAGGACAUGCUGGCAUAGGACUUGCAGUUCUGGUCAUUGCCAUGGCUACUGUUGUAACUACCAUCACAGGCUUGUCUACAUCAGCAAUAGCUACCAAUGGCUUUGUGAGAGGAGGAGGAGCAUAUUACCUAAUUUCCAGAAGCCUGGGCCCAGAAUUCGGUGGUGCAAUAGGGUUGAUCUUCGCAUUUGCUAAUGCCGUAGCUGUAGCCAUGUAUGUAGUAGGUUUUGCAGAGACAGUUGUAGAGCUGCUUAAGGAACAUGAAAUACUUAUGUUGGAUCCAAUGAAUGACAUAAGAAUUAUAGGAGCAAUCACCGUUGUCAUUUUGUUGGGCAUAUCUGUAGCAGGAAUGGAAUGGGAAGCUAAAGCACAGAUUGUUCUGCUGGUGAUCUUGCUAGUUGCUAUUUGUGACUUCAUCAUAGGAACAUUUAUUCCAAUGGAGAGUAAGAAGGCUAAAGGCUUUUUUGGCUAUAAAGCUGAAAUAUUUUCUGAGAAUUUUGGACCAGAUUUUCGAGAAGAAGAAACAUUCUUUUCAGUAUUUGCUAUAUUUUUCCCAGCUGCAACAGGCAUUUUGGCUGGUGCAAAUAUCUCAGGUGAUCUUGCGGAUCCUCAAUUAGCCAUACCUAAAGGAACUCUUCUGGCCAUCUUAAUUACUACAAUAGUUUACAUCGGGAUUGCAGUAUCAGUAGGGGCUUGUGUUGUUCGGGAUGCCACUGGAAACAUAAAUGAUACAAUUAUCCAUGAACUGACAAACUGUACUACUGCAGCUUGUAAGCUGAACUUUGAUUUCUCCUCCUGUGCAAAACCAGAUACCUGUCGGUAUGGUCUGAUGAACAACUUCCAGGUAAUGAGUAUGGUAUCAGGAUUUGGACCUCUGAUAUCAGCUGGCAUAUUUUCUGCUACCCUUUCUUCAGCAUUAGCAUCUCUUGUCAGUGCACCUAAAAUUUUCCAGGCUUUGUGUAAAGACAAUAUUUAUCCUGGUUUCCUAAUGUUUGCUAAAGGCUAUGGGAAGAAUAACGAACCUUUGCGAGGAUAUCUUCUGACAUUCAUGAUUGCUCUUGGAUUCAUAUUGAUUGCUGAACUGAAUGUAAUUGCUCCAAUUAUCUCCAACUUCUUCUUGGCUUCCUAUGCCUUAAUUAACUUCUCUGUAUUCCAUGCUUCGCUUGCAAAAUCUCCAGGCUGGCGUCCUGCUUUUAAGUACUACAACAUGUGGGUAUCAUUAGUUGGAGCAAUACUUUGCUGUAUAGUGAUGUUUGUCAUUAACUGGUGGGCAGCGCUCCUCACGUACGUCAUUGUUCUAGGACUCUACAUUUAUGUAACUUAUAAGAAGCCAGAUGUUAAUUGGGGAUCUUCAACUCAAGCUUUGACAUACUUAAAUGCGUUGCAGCAUGCUGUCCGCCUUACAGGUGUGGAAGACCACGUGAAAAACUUCAGGCCACAAUGCCUUGUAAUGAGUGGUGCUCCAAGUUCUCGUCCUGCAUUGCUUCAUCUGGUCCAUGCUUUUACCAAAAAUGUAGGCCUGAUGAUCUGUGGUCAUGUACAUAUGGGCCCUCGUAGGCAGGCCUUGAAGGAAUUGUCGACAGAUAUGGCAAGGUACCAGCGGUGGCUUAUUAAAAACAAAAUGAAAGCCUUUUAUGCUCCAGUACAUGCAGAAGACUUGAGAGAUGGAGCACAAUACUUAAUGCAGGCUGCAGGCUUGGGUAGAAUGAGACCAAACACACUUGUGGUUGGAUUUAAGAAAGACUGGCAGUCAGCUGACAUGAAUGAAGUUGAAACCUACAUCAACUUACUACAUGAUGCAUUUGACAUUCAGUAUGGAGUGGUUGUAAUACGUCUGAGGGAAGGUCUUGAUAUUUCUCACCUUCAGGGCCAAGAAGAAAUACUGUCAUCCCAAGAGAAAUCUCCAGUAACUAAAGACAUUAUAGUUAAUGUAGACUACAGCAACAAGACUGAGACUGUGACUUCUAAGCCAGUGAGUGAAAAGGCUCCUAUCCAUAAAGAAGAGGAAGACGAUGGCAAGACCCCAACACAGCCACUUUUGAAAAAAGAUCCUAAAGGCCUGCGUGUUCCCUUGAACUUGGCUGAUCAAAGACUGCUUGAUUCAAGUUCUCAAUUCCAGAAGAAACAAGGAAAAAAUAAUAUUGAUGUGUGGUGGCUUUUUGAUGAUGGAGGCUUAACACUCCUGAUUCCAUAUCUUCUGACAACCAAGAAAAAAUGGAAAGACUGUAAGAUCAGGGUGUUCAUUGGUGGAAAAAUAAACAGAAUAGAUCACGACAGAAGAGCGAUGGCUACGUUGCUCAGCAAAUUUCGGAUAGAUUUCUCAGAUAUCAUGGUCCUUGGUGACAUCAAUACAAAGCCAAAGAAAGAAAACAUUGCAGCUUUUGAAGAAAUGAUAGAGCCAUUCAGACUUCAUGAAGAUGAUAAAGAGCAAGAUGUUGCAGAUAAAAUGAAAGAAGAUGAACCUUGGAGAAUCACAGAUAAUGAAAUUGAGCUAUACAAAACCAAGAGCCACCGCCAGAUUAGAUUAAAUGAAUUACUGAAAGAACAUUCAGGCACAGCUAAUCUAAUUGUUAUGAGUUUGCCAGUUGCACGAAAAAGUGCAAUAUCAUCUGCUCUUUACAUGGCCUGGAUAGAAGCUCUUUCGAAGGACCUGCCACCUGUUCUCCUUGUCCGUGGGAAUCAUCAGAGUGUUCUUACCUUCUAUUCCUAAGCACAGCAACACAACCUGCAGCUGUGAAGAAAUGGUACUUCAGUGCCUAAAGGGGAGAGACUGAGAUGUUUGACUGAAAUAUUAACAUCACACAAGGCAAAAAGUGACUACUCUUUCACUAUUCCACUGACUUGAAAGCACACAAGGAAAGUCACUAUGCUCCUAAAGUUGUGAAAGCUUCAGUUUUCUUCUAAUUCUUCUGUAAUUUAAUCUUGCUUAAUGGGGAAGGAUUCCUUGGUAGACUGAGGAAUGAAUAAAAAGGUUUUUCUUUGCUACUUGAGCAGCAGCAAUAAAAGUGUUUAUUUUUGAUCAAUGAAAGGAUUAUAGAUUUAUAAAAGCCUUUUAGCCUUGAGGUGCCUUCUGAAGAUAACCAAAUUUCAUCCAUAUACCCGGUUUUGUAAAUUUAUAAAGAAUGUCAGUCCGCCAUUGGCUGAAGCUUUAGAUCAAACUUCCUUUAGUUUCUAGACUCUUCCACCUUACAAUUUAAAAAAUGCUGCAUUCUGGUCUUCCAUCAAGGUAUUAGUUUUUACUGUUGUAUGUUUCCUAUUGUUUGGAAUGGUGUGUGUGUGUAUGUUUCUCAUUUUGUUUUUUGUUUUUUAAAGUAUCUUAUCUGGAAAAGGUAAAUGGGGCAAGUUGGCUGUAAUGAAAAACCAAAUUCAUGAUGUUAAUAUCUAGGACUUUGUACUAUUCAAUUUGUACCACUGAAUAAAGAUAAAGUAUACUAAUUGAGAGAGCAAUUUUCUCAGAUUCCACCCUGUUUUUUCCCAUUUCACUACCUUAGUUGAAGGUUAGUAGGCCAGUUUACAGUCUGCAGCUCCACUUGGAAGCUGCAGUUCUGUUACAGGAUUUUGUAAAUAUCCCAAUUAUACAUGGGAUGCCAUCUAACAGGAUACUUCAGACCUUUGAAGACCUUCUAAGUUAAGUUUCAUUCACCUAUUUAAAUGGGCCGUGUUGUUUUAGAGGUGUCCAAAGGCAACUGAUUCAUUUGUCAGAAUCUAUGUUUAGUCUUGUUAAAUACUCAGGUUUGAUCUUCCUGACUUUUGCAUUUUAAUUUGUAUGACUCCUUGUGUCUUCAAGAACUGCCAAUUUGUGUGCCCUCUUUGCGCGUGCGUGUGUUGACAGCUUUAUAUUUUUUUACUCUGAACUGCUUACUGAAAAAUCACUUGGUUAGUAAUAGUGUUUAUGCCUAAUAUCUGUAAUAGUUGCCUAAAAUUCUUCUGCCUUUUGGCAGUAGUGUGGGGCUGUACACAAGAUGAAACAUUUAUAAUUUCAGUGUUCUGUCAAUGAAGAAACAGAACACAAAAACAAGUCUUUAAGCUAGACAGGAUCAAAGUAAACGAACAGUUCCUUUGGCAGCCCCUGUUAUUGAGAGAAGGCAAUUCUUGCAUACAGUGAUUUGCAUUCCAGUAAAAUGUAAUUCACAUUGUCUUACCAAUGUUGACUGUGUUUUCUCUCUUUCAGAAGUGCAAUACAAGUUGGCUGCCAGGUAGGGUAAAUCAAUGCCAGUAUCUAGUUUUUAAAAGAAAUUAGAAGUUAUAAAAAAUGUCAUUUUUUUCCUGAAAAAAAAAAAGCCAAACAAACCAAACAUUCCUAGUGUGUGACUAAAAACAUUGAUUAUUGCACAUUUGCAGUGCUUAUUGGUGUGAUGGUAGGAGACAGAAUGAUUCAGUGAAUCUGAAUUUCCAUUUUUGUUUAAUGUACAGAAAUAAUAGGGCAUGGACUUAAUGCUGCUAUUCAGACAGUUCCACAGGUACACUUACUUAUAAUUCUGCCCAUUGAGGAAAACGAUUGCUUUUGAUCUGUAAAAGGAACCAAAUGGAAAGUAUGUGUGAUGUGUACAAAAUACCAAAUGUAUCUAAAUACAGUAUGCAUAUAUUGAUGGUAGCAAAUGUCUGUGAAUGAAUAAAGGUUGUUUCUCACAUGAGAAUUCUCAGUCCUUCACACACAUACACAACACACACAAACACCAAGUCAAAUGUUGUAAAAUUUAAUCUUUAAUCUUCUAACACUCCAAUAAAUGUCAACUGUAACUUGUUACCAAAAGGCAAGUUUGUGAUAUAGCCAUUCCAAUUUCUUUUUAGUUUAAAUUCAACUUCUUUUUGGCGCCAUGUUUUCUUCAGUUCCAAUCAGUAAUGACUUGAAAUAAUUGUUUUCCAUUGAUGCUCAGCAAUACUAUUUCUGUAGUCGAAAUUUUUAUUUUAUGCAAUUAGGAAGUGUUUAGUAGCAGAACAAAUCAACUAUUUAUUGUUUCAUUAUGUUUAUAUUAGGACUUCCUUUUUACAUAAUUCUUUUUAUAUGCUUUUCUGUUUAUUUAAAAGGAAACAAUGGUCUUAAUUUAAGGAUUGAGCUUUGGUUGGUACUAUCCACAGUUUGAAAAUGUCAUGUCAUAUUUUGAUAAUAUUGUACUGUAACUGUCACACACAAUGGCUUUUCUAAUGUUUUAACAACAGUUGAGUAUUGCAGUUUCUACUCUGUACUGGGGCAGAAUCACUGCAAUAAAUGGGAGUGAAUUAAAUGUGGUUGCCUAAAUUAA
Molecule: messenger RNA, 6516 nt
Organism: Sceloporus undulatus (fence lizard)
Lineage: Eukaryota; Metazoa; Chordata; Lepidosauria; Squamata; Phrynosomatidae
Gene: SLC12A2
Product: solute carrier family 12 member 2
Biological process (GO): chloride transmembrane transport; cell volume homeostasis; sodium ion transmembrane transport
Cellular component (GO): membrane
Molecular function (GO): sodium:potassium:chloride symporter activity; ammonium channel activity
Source: RefSeq, a predicted model, not a curated record